UCAAGUUGUUGCUAGCGCUGUGGCGGCUCCAGCAAGACCUGGGCGCGGGGGCUGCUGGGAGCCAUGACGGUGAUUCCGCCGGUUGGCCUGGGCACCUGGAAGGCCUCUCCAGGAGAAGUGAUUAAUGCAGUGAAGGUGGCCAUUGAUGCAGGGUACCGGCACUUUGACUGUGCAUACUUAUACGAGAAUGAAAGCGAGGUAGGAGAAGGAAUCCAGUACAAGAUCAAUGAAGGUGUUGUAAGACGAGAGGAACUAUUCAUUGUCAGUAAGCUGUGGUGCACUUUCCACAAGAAGUCCUUGGUAAGAACAGCAUGCAGCCAGAGUUUGAAGGCCUUAAAGUUGGAUUACUUAGACCUCUACCUCAUUCACUGGCCCAUGGGCUUCAAGCCUGGAAAAGACAACAUGCCUUUGGAUCACACUGGUAUGGUUAUACCUAGUAAUACAGACUUCUUGGAGACAUGGGAGGCCAUGGAGGAACUGGUGAUUGAGGGGCUGGUGAAGGCCAUUGGGGUGUCAAACUUCAACCAUGAACAACUUGAGAGGCUUUUAAAUAAGCAGAAUUUGAGGAUCAAGCCAAUCACUAACCAGAUUGAGUGCCACCCAUACCUUUCCCAGAAGAGACUAAUUAGUUUUUGCCAAGCCAGAGAUGUAUCUGUGACUGCCUACCGUCCUCUUGGUGGUUCAAGUGAGGGAGUUGACCUGAUUGAUGACCCUGUGAUCAAGAGGAUUGCAAAGAAGCAUGGCAAGUCUCCUGCACAGAUUUUGAUUCGAUUUCAGAUCCAGAGGAAUGUGAUUGUGAUCCCCAAAUCUGUCACCCCACACCGCAUACAAGAGAAUAUCCAGGUACUUGAUUUUGAAUUAACAGAGCAAGAUAUGAAUGACAUCUUCAGUCUAGAAAAGAAUCUCCGAUUGGCCACAUUCCCCACAACUGAAAAUCACAAAGAUUAUCCUUUUCACAUUGAAUAUUGAAGAAAGCUUCCCUCUUCCUCAUUUCUGUUCAGCCAAGACUGUUGCUGGUGUCAGCCCACCUCUGCAAACGCUCUGCAGUCCCUGUGCCAGGGAUGAGAGGAAUACAGGUAGAUACAGGUGGUUUUCUGGCUGACACAGAUGCCCAGUUGUCUGCAAGAUACCAAGAACUGAAAUAUUCUAAGUUAUGGAAAGAGAGAAGCAUCCUGAAGGUCAUAGUCACUGUUCAGGGGAGCCACAUAGAUAUUAAGGAUCUGUCAAGCACAUAAUGCAGUAUAAUUUAUAAAUAUCAAUACAUGUGGCUUCUACUGCAAAAAAGAAAGAUGACUCAUUACUUAAAUUUACCUCCAUAGUUUAAGAAAACAUUGAAACAUUAAAACAGUACAUAAGAGUUGUGAGAAUAGUGUAAUCUCUAUAACAUAGCUUCCACAAGGAGUAAGCCAUGGCCAAUCUUGUUUCACCUCUGCUCCCCUCUGUAAACUACAAUUAGCCACUGGAUGAUUUUAUACUCUGUGUCAGUCUAAAUAGAAGCUUUUGUCUUUUUUUUUCUUAUUAAAAUAUGAAAUUUAAUCUUUAAAUGUUGUUUUUAAAUUAGGUCUUUUAGCAAGUUAAAUUAUACCCAUUAAAAUCCUAAAUUGAUGAAGACACAUUACUCCUUCUAGUAGUGAGCCUAUUCAGACUCACUACAUGCAGAAAAGUCCAGAUCCUUGUUCUGCUCUGAGGAUGGAGGUUGUUCACACUGCAGCAUGCAGCGGGCAGAUGUGAACUGAUGAGCUUAGUGCUGCUCUUUGUCAUCUCCACCCAAAGUGAGGCCACAGUCUCGGCCAACCUAAGUUUCCUCCCAUAUCUCCAGUAAUACAACUUCUAUUUACUCACUGCUUAUUACUCCUGUCCAAAGUGAGUUAGCAGGAGGAAAAUUGAUUGUCUUCCCCCAUAAUUUGCCCACAAUGCUCCCAAUGAUUGUUGCUCAUCCCAAGAUCCCAGUUUAGUCUUUGUAUAGGCCUCUCAGAGUGCUUCUCCACUGGCACAAAGCUCAUGGAAGACAUACAGGCCAGCAGCAAACUUAGACUGAUUUGGAAGUGAUUUGCCUAUGUUAUUUUCCAUUUUUAUUUAAUGCUCAGACCAGCCAAGUUAGGUAGAUUGAUUCUGUUUUCAAAAGUCGUCCCUUCUUAGCACUGUGACCCUGAGCAGACUACCAGGAAUUCAGUUUUCACAUCCGUUCAGUAGGGUUAAUUUUAGCAUUUCAGAAGCUUGUUAAAGACAAUGUCUGACCAUAAAAAACACAAUAUAAAAGAGCUGUUAUUUUGA
Octodon degus (degu) is the source of this 2274-nucleotide messenger RNA. RefSeq names its product aldo-keto reductase family 1 member E2 (gene Akr1e2). Gene Ontology annotation, cellular component: cytosol. The coding region runs from base 64 to 969 and encodes 301 amino acids. NCBI's taxonomy places the organism in Eukaryota, Metazoa, Chordata, Mammalia, Rodentia, Octodontidae. Gene Ontology annotation, molecular function: aldose reductase (NADPH) activity. The record is from RefSeq and is a predicted model, not a curated record. The transcript has 10 exons.